CUCCUUUUGCUUCGAAGUUAGCCACCUAAACAACAAAAACUUUCCGGUUAACCAAAAACCCCAUCGAGAGCGGUGCGAGAAAGACAGAGCCUUUAGAGAGAGAAAGAGGAGAGAAAGCACAUAAAAGAGUACAACCCAUGAAAGAAAAGAGAAAACCCAGAAGCAGAAACCAUUUUCCUCCAUUUAUUUUCUUGGGAAACAAACACCACCUUGGCCUAUAGCUUGCUUCACACCUCUCUCUUGAGUCUCACUCUCUCUCUCCGGAGAUGCAGAAGAUUUAUUGCCAUUUAGAUAUGCGAGGUCUGAAACUUUUAGACCGGUUCACAAGCACACAAGUCCAUGCUGUAAAUCCCAUAGAAACCUCCAAUGGCAAAUCUUAUGGCGGUGUUUCGAGAGCUAAGUUUAAUUCCCAUCUGAUUAAGUCUUUUGGGUCGAACUCAAAGCCCAAAAAGUCGAGCUCAGUCUCUGUGGCUGAAGCUCUUCUGCUUCCCUAUGGAGUCCCAGCUACUGACCUCCUUGAGCCCUCCAUAGACCCCCACCUUAAGCCAUCUGAUUUCGUCGAAAACUUGGCUGACUUGUAUCACCGGUUGGAGGGGUGUUCCUCUCAUUCUGAGAGGUCAUUGUUGUGUGUUCAGCAGUACUCUCUGUUGGGUGGGCUUGGUGAUCCCAAGCUGCUUCGCCGUUGUCUCCAAUCUGCUCGACAGAAUGCUGCUGAUGUGCAUGAUAAGGUUGUGCUCUCGGCGUGGUUGAGGUUCGAGAGGAGGGAGGAUGAGCUUGUGGGAAUGGCAGCUUUGGAUUGUGGUGGGCAAGUUCUUGAGUGUCCUAAGGUUGCGUUGGUAAGUGGGGUUGAUCCGAAUUUGGUUUCUGGUCAUUGUCAAUGUGGGGAAGACGCUGCUAAUGCUGUUAACGUGCCUUUUUUUGAGGGCAGUGAAUGUGUGGGUUUAGAUGAGGAGGAAAGUGACGUUUCAUUUUGUAUAGGAGAUGAAGAAAUUUAUUGUAGAAGGUGUAAAAUUGCGUCACUUUCUAGCCCUUUUGAGGCUAUGUUGUAUGGAUGUUUUAAAGAAUCGAAAAAGGGUAGGAUUGAUCUUUCGGAAAAUGGGAUGUCUGUAAAGGGAAUGAGAGCUGUGGAAGUGUAUAGUAGGACUAGGAGGUUAGACUUGUUUAGUCCCGAGAUUGUUGUUGAGUUACUUUCGUUUGCGAAUAGGUUCUGUUGUGAGGAGAUGAAGUCUGCUUGUGAUGCUUAUUUAGCUUCACUGGUUGAUAAUGUCGAUGAUGCAUUGGUUCUUAUUGAAUACGGUUUGGAGGAGAUGGCAUAUCUUCUUGUAGCUGCCUGCUUGCAGGUGCUGCUGAGAGAGCUCCCAAGUUCUCUGCAUAAUCCAAAGGCGAUGAAAUUUCUUUGUAGCUCCAAGGUUAGGGAGAGAUUGGCCAUGGCAGGGUAUGGUUUCUUAUUGUAUUAUUUUUUAAGCCAUGUGGCAAUGGAGGAAAGUAUGGUGUCAAACACAACUGUAAUGUUAUUAGAGAGGUUGGAAGAAUGUGCAACACAGUGUUGGCAGAAGACGCUUGUGUUGCAUCAAUUGGGUUGUGUUCUGCUCGAAAGAAGACAGUAUAAGGAUGCCCAGUUUCGCUUUCUGGCUGCGGCUGAGGCAGGUCAUGUUUAUUCAGUGGCUGGUGUUGCAAGGACGAAGUACAAACAGGGGCAACAGUAUUCGGCGUAUAAAUUGAUGAGCUCUAUUAUCAAUGAGUAUAAACCAGCGGGGUGGAUGUACCAAGAGCGUGCCCUCUACAAUAUCGGGAAAGAGAAGAUUUUGGAUUUGAGCACUGCAACUGAUUUAGAUCCCACUCUUUCAUUUCCAUAUAAAUAUAGAGCCGUUGCAAAUUUUGAGGAGAAGCAAAUUAGAGCAGCUAUUUUGGAGAUUGACAAAGUUGUUAGGUUCAAGUUAAAGCCUGACUGCAUUGAAUUGCGGGCUUGGUUCUUCAUUGCACUUGAAGAUUAUGAAAGUGCUCUUAGAGAUAUUCGUGUUUUAUUAACUUUAGAACCCAAUUACAUGAUGUUUCAUGGAAAAGUUAGCGGGGAUUACUUGGUGGGGCUUCUCAGCCUUCGGGUUAAGCAAUUGAGUGAAGCUGAGUGCUGGAUGCAACUAUAUGAUCAAUGGUCGUCUGUUGAUGACAUUGGAUCUCUGGCUAUCAUACAUCAGAUGUUGGGACAUAACCCUCGAAAAAGCCUCCUGCAGUUUCGUCAAUCUUUACUCCUUUUGCGGUUAAAUUGUCAGAAGGCUGCAAUGCGCAGUUUGCGGUUGGCAAGAAAUAAUUCUGGCUCUGAGCAUGAGAGGCUGGUUUAUGAAGGGUGGAUUUUAUAUGACACCGGGAAUCGUGAAGAAGCUCUCGCAAAGGCGGAAAAGUCCAUACACAUUCAGAGAUCAUUUGAAGCUUUUUUCCUUAAAGCGUACGCACUGGCAGAUGCUAGCUUGGACUCUGAAGCAUCAUCUCAUGUUGUUCAACUGCUUGAGGAAGCUCUCAGGUGUCCUUCAGAUGGCCUCCGUAAAGGACAAGCCCUAAAUAACUUGGGGAGUAUAUAUGUGGAUUGUGGUAAGCUGGACAAGGCUGCGGACUGCUACAAGAGUGCUCUUGACAUCAAGCAUACAAGAGCUCAUCAGGGGUUGGCGCGUGUUUAUCAUCUUAAGAAUCAAAGGAAAGCUGCAUAUGAUGAGAUAACCAUGCUCAUAGAGAAGGCACAAAGUAAUGCAUCAGCAUACGAGAAACGGUCAGAGUACAGUGAUCCCGAGAUGGCAAAGAAUGAUCUCAAUAUGGCAUCACAAUUGGAUCCAUUUAGGACAUACCCGUACAGAUACAGGGCAGCAGUGCUGAUGGAUGAACAAAGAGAGACCGAAGCUAUAGAAGAGCUUACAAGGGCCAUAUCUUUCAAGCCUGACUUGCAAAUGCUUCAUCUUCGAGCUGCAUUUUAUGAGUCCAUCGGAGAUUUAAGCUCUGCUCUCCGAGAUUGUCAAGCAGCUCUCUGCAUGGACCCCAACCACACAGACACUAUCGACUUGUAUAAUCGAGCCAGGGACUGAGAUACUAUUUAGCGUGUUUAUAUGCUGCUCAUGACUCCAUUGUGUGGGAGACUUCAUCUUUAGUGUUGAACAGGUAAAACUACAGGGGCUUCAUUGUUCGAAAAGUCUCCCAGAAACCAUAAUCUCGAAGCUGUUCAGCUGCAAACCCGCCCGGCCACAACAAGGUAUUGGUUCAAUGGAAAAAGAUCGCCAAUGUAAUGCUUUGUAUAUAUGGCAUUGUCGAUAGAUCGCGAUGAAACUUGAACUGCAAGCCGCAAGCAGCCUUCUUGACCACUCUAGUUGGAGAUGGUUAUGCAAGAAAGAAUCACAUAGUAGCACAGGUUGAAGAUUAGCAAUCCAUUUUCCAACUUUUAAUUUUAUUUUUAAAAUUCUCAAUCAUAUUGCCUUGAGAAUUGUUUGAUGUCAAUCGACGAGAAAACGGAUUUCCAAUACAAUCCCAUUGUACAUUAGCAAAGUUGAGGACAUCUAUUUAUCUCAAUUAUUGCAACAUAUUUGAGAUUUUCCUUUC
Molecule: messenger RNA, 3579 nt
Organism: Malus domestica (apple)
Lineage: Eukaryota; Viridiplantae; Streptophyta; Magnoliopsida; Rosales; Rosaceae
Product: ethylene-overproduction protein 1
Biological process (GO): negative regulation of ethylene-activated signaling pathway
Molecular function (GO): protein binding
Source: RefSeq, a predicted model, not a curated record